Aphidius gifuensis is the source of this 1272-nucleotide messenger RNA. RefSeq lists its product as uncharacterized. The record is from RefSeq and is a predicted model, not a curated record. The coding region runs from base 1 to 1272 and encodes 423 amino acids. Gene Ontology annotation, biological process: SCF-dependent proteasomal ubiquitin-dependent protein catabolic process. Gene Ontology annotation, cellular component: SCF ubiquitin ligase complex. The transcript is spliced from 4 exons. NCBI's taxonomy places the organism in Eukaryota, Metazoa, Arthropoda, Insecta, Hymenoptera, Braconidae.
AUGGAGACUAUUGCAAUUGACAACCAAUGGAUUGAAAAAUUCAAGUUAAUUUCGAAAGAAGAGGUCGAAUCACCUACUAAAAUACAUAAAAAUGAUGUUCGUCCACGUGUAACAGACACAGUAAACGAAAGUAAUAUAAUAUUGAGUGAAAGUCAAGAAAAUUUUUUCGGACAGCGUCAUUGGCGUAUGAUGCGCAUGCAGCCACUAUUUUCAAGUGAACCAAGACUUGAAAAGAUAUGCAACGAUUGGAAAAAUAACUUUGUUGAUUCCGGCUUCACAACAUAUAUUUUUCCUGAACCAACCAAUGAAUCAUUUGCAGAUGAAGUAGAUGAUUUUGAAUAUCUGAUUAAUCUUUGUGGGUGUACCUUGACGAGUCUCAAUUUAUAUUAUUAUCCUGUUUCUUCCGUGAUGCAAUUGAUUAAAUCUAAGUGUCCAAAUCUCAAUGCACUUUUAUUAAGAUUUAAAGAAGUGGAAAGUAAAGAUUUUGAUGAUGUUUUUUCGAACAUGAGUCAUCUUGAAACAUUAAUAAUUAAUUGGCCACGUAAAAACUUAACUUUCCCAAUGACUUUGAUCAAGUCAUUAGAACAAGUUUGUGAAACCUUAAAAACGUUUUUCAUUUUAUGCGAAGGUGAAAGAUCUUGGCUUUCUGACAGAACAUUUACAUUCGAUUCUUUGGUAUUAGCUCCAGAAACUGAAGCUUUAAUGGAUGUAAUUGGUAAUAUGAAAAAUCUCGAGUGUGCAAGAAUCUCAUUGGAUUAUGGUUUUACAGAUGAAUUACUCGUGAAACUUACCAAUAAUUGUAAAAAUUUGAUAUCUUUAAAAGUCCGUAGUCCAAAUAUAACGGAUAAAGGUUUAAUUGCAGUUAAUAAUUUGAAACAAUUAGAAUAUUUUUCCCUUGAUUUAAUGGGAGCAAAUAUAGAAAAUAAUUUCAUCACUGAUCGGUCAGUUCAAUGUUUGUUCAACAACAAUAUAGAAGAGUUGUAUCUACCGAAUUGUAUUAAAAUAACCAACAGCUCAGUGAUCGAACUCGUUAAAAAUUUACCGAAUUUACGAACUCUCGAUAUUAGAAAUACAAAAGCAACUAUUGAAGUUGUCGAAGAAAUUGCUCAACUAACAGAAGACAGUGAACUAAGCUUAACCAUAUAUGUGUCUUUUAAAAUUCAUGAUUAUAACACCUUUAUAGUAGGGUGGGAACAUCCAUUCUUUGUCGUAAAAGUUAACCGAGCACUAAAGUUUAAGAGUUCAUAUAGAGAAUACCAUACCCAGUUUUAA